Leopardus geoffroyi (Geoffroy's cat) is the source of this 4005-nucleotide messenger RNA. It is a transcript of the gene DNM2, whose product is annotated as dynamin 2. Gene Ontology annotation, molecular function: GTP binding; GTPase activity; microtubule binding. NCBI's taxonomy places the organism in Eukaryota, Metazoa, Chordata, Mammalia, Carnivora, Felidae. The transcript has 15 exons. The record is from RefSeq and is a predicted model, not a curated record. The coding region runs from base 175 to 1935 and encodes 586 amino acids. Gene Ontology annotation, cellular component: cytoplasm; microtubule; membrane.
GGGUGUCGUCUGAGAACCGGAUGAGGCGGCGACUGUGAGGCCGAGCCGGGAGCGGGCGUCGCGCCGAGGCCCGGGCGGGCGGGGAGCAACGGCCGCGGACGCCGCGGGGCCGCGUCGUUAAGGGCCGGGGGCAGGCGGGGAGCGCGGGGCGCUCGGGCCGGGGCCGCCGGCGCCAUGGGCAACCGCGGGAUGGAAGAGCUGAUCCCGCUGGUCAACAAGCUGCAGGACGCUUUCAGCUCCAUCGGCCAGAGCUGCCACCUGGACCUGCCUCAGAUCGCCGUGGUGGGCGGCCAGAGCGCCGGCAAGAGCUCGGUGCUCGAGAACUUCGUAGGCCGGGACUUCCUUCCCCGAGGUUCAGGAAUCGUCACCCGGCGGCCUCUCAUUCUGCAGCUCAUCUUCUCAAAAACAGAAUAUGCCGAGUUUUUGCACUGUAAGUCCAAAAAGUUUACAGACUUUGAUGAAGUCCGACAGGAGAUCGAAGCGGAGACCGACAGGGUCACGGGGACCAACAAAGGCAUCUCCCCAGUGCCCAUCAACCUGCGGGUCUACUCGCCACACGUGUUGAACCUGACCCUCAUCGACCUCCCGGGUAUCACCAAGGUGCCCGUGGGGGACCAGCCCCCAGAUAUCGAGUACCAGAUCAAGGACAUGAUCCUGCAGUUCAUCAGCCGGGAGAGCAGUCUCAUCCUCGCCGUCACCCCUGCCAACAUGGACCUGGCCAAUUCAGAUGCCCUCAAGCUGGCCAAGGAGGUCGACCCCCAAGGCCUGCGGACCAUUGGCGUCAUCACCAAGCUCGACCUGAUGGAUGAAGGCACUGACGCCAGGGACGUGCUGGAAAACAAGUUGCUCCCCUUGAGAAGAGGCUACAUCGGUGUGGUGAACCGCAGCCAGAAGGACAUUGAGGGCAAGAAGGACAUCCGCACGGCGCUGGCGGCCGAGAGGAAGUUCUUCCUCUCCCACCCAGCCUACCGGCACAUGGCUGACCGCAUGGGCACCCCACACCUGCAGAAGACCCUGAACCAGCAACUGACCAACCACAUCCGGGAGUCCCUGCCAGCCCUGCGGAGCAAGCUGCAGAGCCAGCUGCUGUCCCUGGAGAAGGAGGUGGAGGAGUACAAGAACUUCCGGCCCGAUGACCCCACUCGCAAAACCAAAGCCUUGCUGCAGAUGGUCCAGCAGUUUGGGGUGGACUUCGAAAAGAGGAUCGAAGGCUCUGGAGACCAAGUGGACACGCUAGAACUCUCCGGGGGUGCCCGAAUCAAUCGCAUCUUCCACGAGCGGUUUCCCUUUGAGCUGGUGAAGAUGGAGUUCGACGAGAAGGAUUUACGGCGCGAGAUCAGCUACGCCAUUAAGAACAUCCACGGAGUCAGGACCGGGCUCUUCACCCCGGACUUGGCAUUCGAGGCCAUUGUGAAAAAGCAGGUCGUCAAGCUGAAAGAGCCCUGUCUGAAAUGUGUCGACCUGGUUAUCCAGGAGCUAAUCAAUACAGUUAGGCAGUGUACCAGUAAGCUCAGCUCCUACCCCCGCUUGCGAGAAGAGACGGAGCGAAUCGUCACCACGUACAUCCGGGAACGGGAGGGGAGAACCAAGGACCAGAUUCUUCUUCUGAUCGACAUCGAGCAGUCCUACAUCAACACGAACCACGAGGACUUUAUCGGAUUUGCCAACGCCCAGCAGAGGAGUACACAGCUGAACAAGAAGAGAGCCAUCCCCAACCAGGGGGAGAUCUUGCUUGUGCCUCCCCAGGGUGGGAUUUCAUCUCUGACCCUACAUGGCUCCCACGCGGACAGCUCUCUGGGCAGCUCGAGGGGAAGGGGACCUUGGAGGCUUCUCCAGGCCUACUCAGAUGGGCCAUUCCCGGCACGGCAUCUGCCCCGUGGCCACACGCCCCACAGCAUGGCCAGGGCCCCGUUUGCCAGCUCUGACUGCUACUAACUGAGGGUGCAGGCAGGUGAGCCAGGCCAAGGAGGGGGUACGUGGGGGGCAUAUCUGCCCCCUUGGGAACUGGGCUGGGCCCCGAGGUGGAGAGGCCUCACCACAUGAAGACUUGUCUUCCAGGGAGCACUGACCGCCUACGUUCUCCACCUCCUUCCUGCUUCUCUUCCCCUGGUUGUCGGUGACUGAAGUGUAGAAAUGCCUACUCUGCCUGGCCUGGGCUAGGACGAGGCAGGCUCUACCCUGGCCCCUGGGCUGGGGAAGGAAGGAGUGGGUAUGAACACAGAGACCCACACAGCUCUGGGACAGGGGGUGUGGUUGCUGGAGCCAGGGACUCCUUCCUGGGCCAUCUGCAGGAUGGCCUUGAGCCGGAGUCUGAAGACCAGCCUUGCCCCAGCGUGACCAGACCUCCCACUUUGCCUGGGACCGGGGGCAUUGCCAGGACUCCAGGUUUUCAGUGCUAAACCAGGGCACCCUGGGAGGACACCAUGACCUUACUGGGGCCGGCGGUCUCUGCCCCCUUGCCCACCAGGCAGCCAUGGUUGGGCGGGUGCCAGCAGUCUCUGCUCACUCCCUGGUGGCCACAGGUCUCCAGGUGCUGUCUCGUCAUCACCAGGAAGCCCUAACAAGGGCCACCAGCUGGCAUCCCAUGCUGUCUCCAGCCUGGGCAAGGGCUUCUGUGUAGUGCAGAGGUCCCUGGGUGUGCUCUGGCCGCCUCCACCUUCAUGGCCCAUGAGGCUCAGAGCCUAAUUCCAGCCAUAGGAAGCAGGUGGCCCUGUUAAGAUUUGACAGGCCUGGGGGCAGGUCAGAGUGGGAGGAGAAAGCCCCUCCUGAGACCUACCCCUUAGGAAGACGUGAGAGCCCCAGAGUCAUCCCUCAAGCCCCAUCCCGCCCCCGACCCCCCCCCCCGCCCCGCCCCGAGGCGGGUAGGGAGGUGGGGACUCAACACCAGCCCAUCCCAGCUGUCCUUGGCUGCAUCUCCGCAUAGCUUGGCCCGGUCUGUUGCUGCCUGGGCCCCAGGCGGCCCUGCCUGUGCCUCCGUGUGCUUCCCGCUGCCCGGGGGUCCCCAGACCAGAGUGAUGGGUAGCUCUGGCCCACACAUGCCUCCAUGACCCAGGGAACACAGGACCGUGGCCCCUCAGGCUGCCUACAUGUAGCUGUCAGAUGAGUCCUCUGUGUAGACCUGGCCGGACUCUGCCUCCUACUCAGAUGACAGCUGCAGGCAGACGAGCCCCGGCCAGGGGAUCUUCCAGGCCAGAGCCUCAGCGCGUCAGAGAAGAGUAGGACUUCCGGGUUUGAGGCCAGCGAGGGGCAUGAUCCCCGGCGGGUGCCCCAAGCUCGAACCUUUGGCCCCAGCCCUCUGGGCGGAAGCAUCCCUUCUUCCUGUACUCUGGAAAAGAGCCUGUGGGGAAGGGAGCCCCAGGACAGAGGCUGGCCGCAGUCCCCGUCCAGAGCAGGUCCCGUUGCCCACCAAGUGUCCACCAUAGUAAGCUGGGCAGGUGACCAACGGCGCGGGCAGCAGAGUCAACACUGUGGGUUAAGCUUCUGCCGGUCAGCCACAAAAGGAGAGAGAGAAAGAACCACUCCCAUUUCGUGGCAAUUCCCCCAGCCUUCCGCCAACAGCCAUCUUCCAGAGGGUGUGAGGGCGUCCCUGGCACUUGGUCCCGCAAGUGUGAUUCCUCCGAUGUCACGUCCCAUGUGACACACUCCCAUACAAGCCCGGAAACUGUCCCGGGCCCCUUGUAGCCAGGCACACCUUUUCUUGCCUGUGCUGACUAGACCCCGCGUGCAGGGGGUCUCCCGGGGGCCCGGUUCCCUGCCCCCUCCACCCCCACCCCCGAGCCUUGUGAGUGAGUGUGAGUGCCCCGUGUCUGUCUGCCUGGGCAUCCCGUGUUGGUUUGCGGUGGGAAAUGCUUGGGGGCAAGGUGGAGUUGGGUUGCCUGGUCUAGGGCUGGAGGCAUCUCUGCUGUGUGGUCCGUCUUCCUUACUGGGGACGAGGGCCCUGGGCCCUGCACGGGGGUGGGCUGGGCCGGGCGGCAGGCGUUGUCCCCCUCUGAGCAGCACCCUCCC